This is a messenger RNA of Cucurbita moschata (crookneck pumpkin), 1188 nucleotides long. Its product is annotated as squamosa promoter-binding-like protein 7. Gene Ontology annotation, molecular function: DNA binding. Gene Ontology annotation, cellular component: nucleus. Bases 31 to 1128 code for a protein of 365 amino acids. Lineage: Eukaryota; Viridiplantae; Streptophyta; Magnoliopsida; Cucurbitales; Cucurbitaceae. The record is from RefSeq and is a predicted model, not a curated record. The transcript has 3 exons.
UUGUUUUGGUAUAAAUUCCCCCAACCCCUUAUGCCUAUUUCUUCGCCCACCAUUUCUAACCUCUCUUCUUCCUUUCCUUCUUUUGCUGCAGUUCUUGCAGUUCUUGAGAUGGAGAUUUGUGGCAAUUUGAUUGGACAGUCCAAUGCUGGAAGAGACCAAGCUGCCAACCCCACUACCGUUUGGGAGCACCUCAAUUCCUCUCGCUUCCACUUGGAUUGGGUCACUGCCAACUCCACCCACGGCGACGCUCACCAACACCACCAGUGUCUCUUCGCUGGAGAUCACCAUCAGGGCGGCCAUUUCCACCGGGACCCACAUCUCAUGUGCUUGAAGCUCGGCAAGAGGCACUACUUUGAGGACGCCACUGCGGCGUCCGUCGUGGGGAAGAGAGGGAAGCCGUUGUACAGUACAGUUCCGACUAGUGUUCCUCGGUGUCAAGUGGAAGGGUGUCAUGUGGCGCUGGUGAAUGCUAAGGACUACCACCGUAGGCAUAGGGUCUGCGAGAUGCACUCCAAGGCUCCCAAAGUUGUGGUUGUUGGCUUAGAACAGAGGUUCUGCCAGCAGUGUAGCAGGUUUCAUGUGAUUUCUGAGUUUGAUGAUUCAAAGAGGAGCUGUAGGAGGAGAUUAGCAGGGCACAAUGAGAGACGAAGAAAGAGUUCUCAGGAAUCUGUAGCAGCAAGGAACUGGUUCGGAGAAAACAAGUCGAGGACAGGUAAGAUUGCAUACAUACCAUCGCCGACGGGACGUGCUCUCUCUCUUCUGUCAUCGAAGAACGAAUCGUGGGCGACCUCAUCGGAGCUAUCGCUGAGGUCGAGCGCAGCGCUCCGAGAACUGAUAGCGGAGAAUCGCGCGGCCAUUCUGGCUCGGCAGCUGAAUCUGGAGAGAGAUUGGCACUCAAACCACACAAGGACGGCGGAUGAUUUCGGAAGCGGAGGCGUUGGAUUGGAACAGAGUUGGGAGAAGAUGCAUGACGGAAAUGGCGGUGCGCAGGUUACGCUGGACCUGAUGAUGCAGGCGCCGAGGACGGCGUUUGGGGUGCUGUCUGUGAGUGGGAAAUCGAAGGAAGAAGAUGAAGAAUGUGGCGAGUUAUGGAAUUCCUUUCACUAUCACGACUCCAAUGUUGUUUAAAACUAUAAACUUUUGAAUCCUUUUAUUAUAAAAUAAAAAUUAUAUUAAUUGAUUAACUAA